UUUAAACCUUACGUCUUUGCAUUUACAGGUACGGAAUUGCAGUAUAUAGAAAGUACAGCAGUGGCAGCAGAUAUCCAAAUAUCUCACUCUCUGCACCAUUACCAGGGAUCCCUAAACCAGUGUUUGCGUCCGUUGAUGGGCAUGAACAAUGCGAGACUAAAAUCACUACAUUGGAAAAUGGCCUUAAAGUAGCAUCUCAAAACAAGUUUGGUCAGUUCUGCACGGUUGGAAGUAAGUUCCUACAGUAUUUGAAUAGAACUGAUCUUUCCUUAUCAUUCUAUUUAAGUCUCCAUUGCUGCAUAAUCAAUAUAGUAUGACUGAAUAAUGAUUUGCUUCUUCCCUCCUUCCAGUUUUAGUAAAUUCAGGCUCCAGGCAUGAGACAAAAUACCCCAGUGGAAUUGCACACUUUGUGGAGAAACUAGCCUUUUCUGUAAGUGUCAUCUCUUGCACAAGGUGUCUCAAAGCAGAUGUUCCACUGUUUUGCCUCAGUGUUGUCACUGUUGUAGCAUAAGCAAAUUGAUGGCCAUGUUUUUGUUUAUGGGAAACGAUGAAAGUACAAUAUGCAUCUUCAGUCCACAGCCCAGUAUGGCAGUAAAGAUGAAAUUCUUCUCACACUUGAAAAACAUGGAGGGAUCUGUGACUGCCAAACAUCCAGGUAUGAAUCAUUUCUUUGGCUUUAAUGUCCAGGCACUGUAUAUUUUCUCUCUGACUGAUGGAAAGGUAUACUAACAAUAUAGUCAUGGUACUCUUUAUCCCUUUCAAUGUUGUACUGCUUUAGAAGGGGAUGAAACUCUUCAGUCAGUUUGUAUGAUGUUUUUAUUCACAGAGACACCACCAUGUAUGCGGUCUCUGCCGAGGUGAAGGGACUGGACACGGUAGUCAGCCUGCUCUCUGAUGCUGUAUUGCAGCCACGCCUACUAGGUGAGUCAACACUGAGUGACGGAUCUCAUGUUUGAGGUCUCCUUCAAUGAUUUGGAGAAAAUGUUGACUUCAUUGAAUUGUCUACAAAAGGAACAGACUAGUAAAUGUUUUUGUUGGAGUAUAUUUUCUUCAGGGAUUGCUCUGCUUUUGGUUACUAGAUGAGGAGAUCGAGAUGACUAGGAUGGCUGUGCGCUUUGAGCUGGAGGAUCUGAACAUGAGGCCUGACCCUGAACCUUUACUGACGGAGAUGAUCCACGCAGUGAGUCAUACUAUUGAUUGAUUGAUUGAUACACUCAGAAAUUACAACACUCUUGAGCUGCAUGAAGUCUGUUGCACUGUUACUGAUUUACUUUGGCCCCACCUCUGCAGUGAGCCUAGAUCAUCAAUUGUGCCAUUUGUGGACAAAUGUGUAUGACGAUACAUAACGUUUCACAACACUUACUCUGUGACUAGGCAGCAUAUCGGGGGAACACCGUUGGGUUGCCUCGCUUCUGUCCAGUAGACAACGUGGAGAAGAUCGACAAGAAGCUGCUACACACGUACCUGCGGAGCUACUACUGUCCAGAGCGUAUGGUGCUAGCCGGAGUGGGCAUCGAACAUGAACAACUGGUGGCCUGCGCCAGGAAAUAUCUGCUGGAUGUGAAGCCAGUAUGGGGAGCCAGUACGCCUACCAAUGUCGACCUGUCUGUGGCACAGUACACUGGUGGAAUCGUAAGGGUAAGAGCAUCAAGAUGUUUCCCUUUCAUUGCUUACUUUUUCCUUUUCUUAUAUUUAUUUAACUAAAUCAGAAUGUAAAUCUCUGUUUUGAUCCUCUCAGAUGGAUAAGGAUAUGUCAGAUGUGAGCCUUGGCCCCACCCCCAUUCCUGAGCUCACCCACAUCAUGAUUGGCCUGGAGAGCUGCUCCUUCCUAGUGGGUGCUCACUGUGGUUGGUUGGUGUGGAGAAUCUCCCAUCCACUUGCUUGAACUGUUGCAGGCUCUAUCUAGGUUAUCCUGUGUCUGGAUGUUAAUAUGCAUGUUUUGUGAUACAGGAGGAGGACUUUAUCCCAUUUGCCGUCCUCAACAUGAUGAUGGGUGGAGGUGGGUCCUUCUCAGCGGGGGGUCCUGGGAAAGGCAUGUUCACCCGGCUUUACCUGAACGUGCUCAACAGGUAAGCAGGACGCAUCCUUCUAAAUUCUAAUUAAAGUAAUUUCGAUGGAUUUCUUUAUUUAAAUUCAUGUUUUUAUACAUUUUUUAUUUUUCAGGCAUCAUUGGAUGUACAAUGCCACCUCAUACCAUCACAGUUAUGAGGACAGCGGCCUGCUGUGUAUCCAUGCCAGUGCAGACCCCAGACAGGUAGGGAGAGGGGUUUCAGGAGAGGCAGGGCAGGACUUUACACUGUAGUUUAAAGGGCUAAUACAAAGCAGCCAUAUGCUUGGAGAAUAACAUCUGUUAAAAAUAAAACAUUUUUGUUAUGUCUUUUUUAAAUAAUAAAUAAUUUGGUGGGUGUUUAUAUUUGUCAAAUGUCACACAUUUACAAGUGUGUAUUAAUACAUGCAUUCAGUGGCCAGUUUAUAAGGUACACCCAUCUAGUAUUGUGUCGGACCCCCCUUUGCCUCCAGAACAGCCUGAAUUCUUCGGGCAUGGAGACGUUGCUCAAUUGGUAUCAAGGGACCUAACGUGUGCCAGGAAAACAUUCCCCACAUCAUUAUACCACCGCCACCAGCCUGCGGCCAUGGACUUACGCUACUUACGCCAAAUCCUGACUGCCAUCAGCAUGACGCAACAGGAACUGGGUUUCGUAGGACUAGGCAAUAUUUUUAGACUCCUCAAUUGUCCAGUGUUGGUGAUCACGUGCCCACUGGAGCUGCUUCUUGUUUUUAGCUGAUAGGAGUGGAACCUGGUGUAGUCGUCUGCUGCAAUAGACAAGGACUGACGAGUUGUGCGUUCCGAGAAGCCGUUUUGUUCACCAAUGUUGUACUGCUCCGUUAUUUGCCUGUUGGUGGCCUGCCGCUUGCACGAUUCUUGCCAUUCUCAUUCGACCUCUCAUCAACGAGCUGUUUUCGCCCACAGGACUGCCGCUGACUGGAUGUUUGUUUGUCGCACCAUUCUCUGUAAACCCUAGACACUGUCGUGUGUGAAAAGCCCAGGAGGCUGGCCGUUUCAUACCACGCUCAAAGUCUUAGGUCACUCGUUUUGCCCCGCCUAAUGUUGAAUUGAACAGUAACUGAAUUCCUAUGCUGGUCUGCCUGCUUUAUAUAGCAACCGCGGCCACGCGACUCACUGUUUGUAGGAGCGACCCAUUUUUGUGAAAGGGGCCAGGGUCUGUCAUUAUCAACGGUGACCCUGGAGCAAUUAGAGUUAAGUGCCUUUCUCAAGGGCACAUCGACAGAUUUUUCAGCUUGUCAGCUCGGGGAUUCUAACUAGCAAUCGUUCUGUUACUGGCCCAAUGCUCUAACCUUUAGGCUAUCUGCCGCCCCUGGAUUUGACUUUGUAUUAUGUGUGUUCUCUGAAGUUGUGAAAGGGCUGCCAUUCCAACGUUGUUGAUUACAACAUCUUGCUUUGUCAAGGUUCGGGAAAUGGUGGAGAUUAUAACCAGAGAGUUCAUUCAGAUGGCUGGGACAGCAGGAGAGGUAAGGCUUGCCAUUAGCCUGGUGUGGGAAAUUAUCACACAAGCCAUUUUAAAUUGACAAAGCUUUCUGAACAUGGAACUCUCUUUGAACUUCCAAACUUUGCAUCUCUCUUUCUGUGCUCAGAUGGAAUUGGCAAGAGCGAAGACGCAGCUCAAGUCCAUGCUGAUGAUGAACCUGGAGUCGCGUCCGGUUAUCUUUGAGGAUGUCGGCCGACAGGUUCUAGCCACAGGGAAGAGGAAGCUGCCACAUGAGCUGUGUGACCUCAUCAGUGAGUAAUAGUGCCCUGGGUCAUAAUAGUGGAUAUAAAUAUCAGCAAGCCCAGAAUGAAACAUUGGUGUCCAACAAUCUGCAGGGAAAUGACUAAUCAUAACUGUCAUAGCAUAAAGAACUACUGAUCUGCCAACUUUUCACUCACUCCUCUUUCCAGGUAACAUUACAGCAAGCGAUAUCAAGAGGGUCACAACCAAGAUGCUGCGCAGCAAGCCAGCAGUAGCAGCGCUAGGAGACUUGACCGAGAUGCCCUCCUAUGAGCACAUCCAAGCUGCCCUGUCCAGCAAGGACGGACGCCUGCCUCGCAUGUACCGCCUCUUCCGAUAGACCUCCCUACGUUUACCCAGACAUCAUUGUAUAUACUGGACACUGACCUAUGCUAGUGUUCUCUCAAUAGAGAUGUGCUAAGCUCUGGGAGAGUACUGUUUGGAUCUCCCAACUGUAAAAGAAAAGUGUUGAGUGAGGUGAUUUUUAAAAACUAAAUUUUACUUGGUGAGGAUAUACCCUGCUCUGUGCACCUGGAGCGUCUACAUUUUCUUGCCAGAGGGA
Molecule: messenger RNA, 4350 nt
Organism: Coregonus sp. 'balchen'
Lineage: Eukaryota; Metazoa; Chordata; Actinopteri; Salmoniformes; Salmonidae
Source: the annotation of a GenBank genome assembly